CGAUUCGUCAUGACCGUUUCAGUAUGAUCUCAAUGUCAGUCGCCGGUGAGGAUUCUAAUAGACCGGUAGUGUCGUUUACGUGUUGUUCCUUGAAAAUAUCGGUUUGAUCUAAAAACAUCGUUACUUCGCCCAGCACAAUCAUGCGUACCAAACUGACUCUGGAGCAGCUGAACGCGCUCAGCCCAACGGAAUUUCACAAGGUUUUCGAAAAUGUCGUCGAGUGUUGGCCCGAGGCGGCUAUUUUUUGCUCGGCGAUGUUGCCCUUCAAGAAUUUCGACACAAUGAUCUACCUGUUCGAAAAUUACCUGCAAAGGCUGAGCGAUGAAAACAAGCUUCGAAUCCUUCGGUUGCACCCCGAUUUGGCAGGUAAACUGCUGGACACCCAUCAGCUAACGGAGGAAUCCAGCUACGAGCAAGCAUCCGUUGGAUUGGAUAAACUCACAGCGGAGGAUAAGCAACGGCUAACGGAUUUGAAUGAACAGUACAAGCGAAAGUUUGAAUUUCCGUUCGUGAUUUGCGUACGAGAAGCCUCCAAAUUCGAUGCCAUCCUCAAGGGAGUCACCGAAAGGAUGAGCAAUGGACCGGCAGUGGAAUUGGAGAUCGCAAUCGGGGAGGUGAAAAAAAUUUGUCGGUUGCGAAUUCUUGAGUUAGUCAAUAAGUUAUAGAUAUUUUGAUUGAUUUAUACUGACUGGAAAUCAUUUCGAUUUAAUACGGCAUUCCAUGUUUUAAAUUAUUGUACUCAACUUUUUAAAAUAGGAAAUCUUGAAACUUUACAUAAAAAUAAAUUUCUAACAUCAACUACAA
Molecule: messenger RNA, 804 nt
Organism: Uranotaenia lowii
Lineage: Eukaryota; Metazoa; Arthropoda; Insecta; Diptera; Culicidae
Product: 2-oxo-4-hydroxy-4-carboxy-5-ureidoimidazoline decarboxylase-like
Exons: 3
Coding region: 141-665 (174 amino acids)
Biological process (GO): allantoin metabolic process
Molecular function (GO): carboxy-lyase activity
Source: RefSeq, a predicted model, not a curated record